Messenger RNA from Cornus florida, 1476 nucleotides. RefSeq names its product protein LAZY 1-like. Bases 176 to 1324 code for a protein of 382 amino acids. Gene Ontology annotation, biological process: regulation of auxin polar transport; gravitropism. Lineage: Eukaryota; Viridiplantae; Streptophyta; Magnoliopsida; Cornales; Cornaceae. The transcript is spliced from 5 exons. The record is from RefSeq and is a predicted model, not a curated record.
CUUUCUCCAUGUUUCUCUCCACCUGCUUCUGUCUCAGGCCCUUAGAUGCUUCCUGGACCUGUUUGGCAUAUUAAAGUCACUUGGCUAAUUAUGAAAGGCUCAACUUUCUCACCCUCUCAUUACUACCAGAGUGAUCAUACAACAAGCUUCAUCUGUGAAGAAACAUCAAGAGAAAAUGAAGUUACUUGGUUGGAUGCAUCGUAAGUUCAAGCAAAAUAGCAAUGAACCAUUCAAAGAUUUUGGCAUUGGGAAUUCUUGCACGUGUCUUUCAGGGCAGCCAUCACUAGAUGAACAACAAUACUACUCCAAAUCAAACUAUGGCACUAAGUCCUUAGGCAAAGCACACAGAGAUGAUUACCUUCGAAAAUCAUUUGCCAGUGUGGAAACAGCGAGAGGAGAAGAUGAUGACUUUGAAGAAGAAUCAUCAGCUGCACUUUCUGAGCUCUUCCAUGGUUUCCUUACUAUUGGUACCCUCGGUUCAGAUGCAGCCAUCACUGAUGCAUCAACACCAACAUUUGCCAUCUCCGUUGAGACCAUAACCGAAAAAGAAACUGAAGUAACAGAGAAUGAACUGAAGCUAAUUAACGACGAGCUGGAGAGAGUGUUGGCAGCUGACGAUGGUUGCAAUGAGUCAUCUGGGAGAAGCAGUCUUGUUAGCACUGGGAGAAGCAGUCACGGCAGCACCAUUACACUUAGCGGGAAGCCAAUAGAAGGUGUGGAGGCAAAUGGGAAUGGUACGACAGUCUGUCCACUACAGGGCUAUCUCUUUGGUUCCGCAGUUGAGUUGCCAGAAACCACGACAGUAGCAAAGAAGGAACAUCGAGUAUCGCUUGGCGAGCUGUUUCAGAGGACCAAAACAGCAGAGGAGUACUUUUCAGAAGCUAAAUACACGAGGGAGGAAAAGCAAGCAGAGAAGGAAGAUAAAUCUGCUGUGUAUUAUAUGAAAAAGAAGCUGAAGAGAAGACUUCUCAAUGCUUCUCGGGGCUCCAAUGUAGCUACUGCGGGAAAUGUUGAUUCUGGUUCAACGGAGACAAAACUGCAUAAGAUCUUACAUAUGUUCCACAGGAAAGUUCAUCCUGCAAAUUCAACAGCGACACAAAAAUCUGGAAAGCCCCAUAAAGAAGAGAUCAAGAACAGCAUAUCCUAUGAAACAGGGUAUAACAAUGGAUACCGGAUUUCAUCAGAUGAAGAUCACAUAAUAUAUCCACGCUUCUUCAAGAGCCAGUCUAACCCACCUCAAGAAAAACUCAGCGGAAGUGAUUCAAAUGGAAACAGGGAAAACUGGAUUAAAACAGAUGCAGACUACUUGGUGCUGGAGCUCUAGAAGGCAGGAAAAAGCAGUGUGGUUUGAUUUAUGGAUUUUGAAUAGUAAGAACUUUUACUAUGUGUGUAAGAUUUGCCAUCAGUAUCUGAGUGACUAUGUUAUAAGAAGCUUGAAAAGAACAAUAGAAUAAAAGAGGUCCCUCUCUUAUUAUC